AUGUUGGCGAGGCUGGUCCUCACUGAAGCUCACUCACUGUACUCACACUGCACUGGACACUCACUCAGCCACUCACGGUUUGAACGAACGGUUCGUGUAGUGAACCUCCUGUAUGAGGUGUGCUCGGUCCGCGCAUGCGCCUCACGGACGUGUCCUGAGAGAGCGACUCACGCGCACUGGCCGAGCGGACCGCGCGCACACCUCCGCCGCCUCCCGCCUCCUCCCGCCGCAACAGCUUUUUGCGAAAGCUCUGAAUUAUAG
Molecule: messenger RNA, 261 nt
Organism: Danaus chrysippus (African queen)
Lineage: Eukaryota; Metazoa; Arthropoda; Insecta; Lepidoptera; Nymphalidae
Source: the annotation of a GenBank genome assembly